Molecule: messenger RNA, 1767 nt
Organism: Python bivittatus (Burmese python)
Lineage: Eukaryota; Metazoa; Chordata; Lepidosauria; Squamata; Pythonidae
Gene: POLR1F
Product: RNA polymerase I subunit F
Biological process (GO): DNA-templated transcription; transcription elongation by RNA polymerase I; DNA-templated transcription initiation
Cellular component (GO): RNA polymerase I complex
Source: RefSeq, a predicted model, not a curated record
UCUACUUUAUCGUGUCAACGUCAUUGCUGAGCGACCUCAAGGGAAGAGGGCGCCUUGGGACGUAGAGCGGCGGGGUCUUCUCGGGGGACCAUGACGGAGAUGGAGGCCGGCUCGGCUGUUGGGGUGGCGGAGGUUGCGGCGGCGGCUGCUGUGACCUCAGCAGCGGCGCCUUCGGCUCCGGCGCCCCUUCCCACUUGCGUCGAGCUGCCUUCUUUCGAGACUGCGCGAGCGCUGACGGAGAACCGCUACUCUUGCCUUGUGGUGAUGUCGCACCGGAGGCAUAUCGCGCUCCCGCCGCGCUUUCUGAAUCGCAAAAGGACCGGGAUUUGCGCGCAAUUGGAUGCGGAACUGCGCCGCUACUCAGAGAGCUUUCAAGGUGUUCCUGUGGCUUAUGAUGAUAUUAAAAUAACCAAUGAACUGGGUGAUAUAAUUGAUGACAUUGGGGCCAUCCAUCUGGACAUAGAAGCUACUUUUGUUGUCUUUCAGCCUAAGCCAGGGAAAAAGCUUGUGGGUAUAAUUAAUAAAGUGGCACCUAGCCACAUUGGCUGUCUGGUUCAUGAAUGUUUCAAUGCUUCUAUCCCCAAACCAGAUCACAUAUCAGCAGAUGAAUGGAAAAACCUUGGUUUUCAAUUAGGUAAUAGACUAGUAUUUAAGGUGUUACAUUUUGAUUCAGAUGCUGCUGGAGUAUUCUGCAUACGAGGAAGACUGUGUAAAAACAGUCUUGGAGAAGAGACACUGAAGGAGAAAUGCAAGAAAAAACAUGAAAAACAUUGUGAUGUACAUAUUGGCUCGGAGGAGAUGGAAGUUGAUACAUCAAGUGUUGGGAUAGAAGACAGAGAAAUGCAAAAUGGUGAUGAUGAGGAUGAUAAUGGUAUAUGUGAUAAGCCCGAGAGAGAGAAUGGGCAAGAUGGAGCAGAGUCGGGAAUGCAUGCCAGUGACUCAAGUGGUUACCAUAGCGAUCAUGGUAAAUCUAAGAAAAAGAAAAGAAAACUCUGUGAGGACGAAAAUGGACUCCCUGGUUUGUCAAAAUCCAAAGCUAAAAAGAAGAGAAAUGAGUGAAAAAGACUGAAUAAUACCAAUGUGCCUUACCUGUAUUUAGAAUUCUUCUAUCAGAAAUAUUUUGACAUUUUAUAUUGCAUUUUAGCAUCAUAGUUGAUCGGCUGGAGGAAUUGCAUUGUAGAUGCUGUACAUAUGGACUUCAAAAAUGUAUAGAAGAUAAUAAAUAAUAUGAGAAAAGACAUUCAUGUUUUUGUGUAGCCUUUAACCAGCAACUGUUAGUGUUUUUAAAAGUUUUAGGAAAAAAGUCCAAGCCCUAAAUUCAGUUCUUCCUCUGUAACUGUAUAUUUAGUUUUAAAAUAUUCUUUCCAGAGUGAUACUAAAGGAUCUGCCUGAAAAAUUACUAUAUGGAAAUUUCUUUGUGAUCUGUGUUAGGGUCCCAAUUUCUUCCAAGGCUUCUUUUAUACCAACAUUGUAAAGGAGAAAUUGAUCUCUUAUAUUUUAGAUGUAUAUAUAUUAGGAGUAUUUAUGCAAAAUUCUGAUACUUAACUUGGCUGUACUUAAAUACUUAAGGUACUUAAACUAGUACCUUAUUAGAACCUAAUUACAGGUAGUCCUUGCUUAAUGACAACAAUAGGGACCGGAAAAUUAAUUGUUAAGCAGGGUGGUUGCUAAGUCAGGCAUCACAUGACACCACUUGAUUUUAUGACAUUUUUUGUGUUGGUCGUUAAGCAAAUCACAUGGUUCCCCAUUGAUUUUGCUUGCCAGAAG